Teleopsis dalmanni is the source of this 1855-nucleotide messenger RNA. RefSeq lists its product as uncharacterized. The record is from RefSeq and is a predicted model, not a curated record. The coding region runs from base 126 to 1787 and encodes 553 amino acids. The transcript is spliced from 4 exons. NCBI's taxonomy places the organism in Eukaryota, Metazoa, Arthropoda, Insecta, Diptera, Diopsidae.
AUAUGAUCUGUUAAAAAAAAUCCGAUUAAGAAUUUUUGUCGGUAGAAAAACAAAUCAACUGAAGCUAUUAACGCUUCUUGGCUAAAAGAUUGCUUUUGUUUUCAUAAAUAAUCCUUAUUGUCAAAAUGAUAGGUGGUGAUCCAGAUACAGACCCAGAUCUACGCAAGCUAAUAAAAUAUGAAGAAAAGCUUGGGAUACGCUAUAGAGACCCGAGAAGCGUUCCAGACUUAUAUCGUAAAACUACAGCCAGUUUUCGGGCAAAAAUUGAUGAUCGAUUGGAUUUAAUUACAGAUGUGUCAGCUUUACGAUUACGACCUAGUUCAAGAUGCAGUGGAUCUCGAUUCCAUUCUGACAUGGCAACGGGUUAUAUCACACAUUCAACAAGUCCUACCAGCUCUGAUACUAUAAUUCAGAGUUCAAGUAAUGGUUAUCGUAAAAGUCACGUCUGUAAUGAUGAUCCUAGAGCUGACAAUAUUCGACCCUCUGGUAGUGCUCAGAUUCGUCGUGUUUCAUAUAAUGAUAAAGAAAAUAAUUUGAUAGGCGAACCUAACAACCAAACAACACAGAAUGCGUUUGUAUCUUGCAACUGCAAAUUUGAUAUCAAUAAGGAAGUUGCAAAAAUAAUGCAACGUGAACGUCAAAGGACGCAUGAAAUCAAUGAUGACCCUAUUGCACGAGGAAGAAACAUAGACCGCAAUGGAGAACGGGUUAGUGGUACAAAUCGUGACGGAUCUGUAGGAUAUCGACCUGAUCAGGAACAUACUACUGCACAGCGACGCGAAGUAAGACGUGUUAUGAAUGGAAGUGAUGAUGAAAUUGAGAGGCGUUUGCGUAAGAGAGAAUCUACUUCAAUUAAGGAUAACGCUGAAGCUGGUGGGCGUCGUCACAGUAAAGAACGCAUAAAUAAUGGUGGAAAUAUGGGUCAUCAGUAUAGCAAUGAACAUAUUAGCAGCAUAAAUCGUGGUAGAGUCAUGGAUCGUCGACAUAGCAAAGAACGCAUUAUGAGUACAGAUCGCGAGGCAACUAAAGGACGCCAGUAUAUUAAUGAACGUAUGAGUGGUACAGAUAAUGGUAGAGUAAUGAGUCGUCGACGCAGUAAAGAACGCAUCCAUGCUGUGGAACAAGGUCGAGAUGUAGAACCUAAACGUAGCGGAGAGCGUAUCUAUAAUUCAGAUCGUGGUGGAAUUGAAAGACGUGGACGUAGUCAAGAGCGCAUUCAUAGUAUAUCUCGUGAUAGAAUUGAAAGGCGUGCUCGUAGUGGAGAACGUAGUAAUGGUAUAGAUCGUGGUGCAAUUGAAAGACAUGGUCGUAGCGGAGAGCGUGCUCAUGGUACAGAUCGCGGUGGAAUUGAAAAACAUGGGCGUAAUGAAGAUAGCUUUAAUACCGUGAAUCAGGAACGUGUAGUAGGACGUAAGCACGAUGGAGUUCGCGUUCAUAGUGCAGAACGCGGUCAAAUAACAGGACAUAAUCGUAAUCCGAUAAAAAGCCGCACUUCAGAAAGAGCUGAAUAUGAAAGUAGCUCAGAAAGGACUUAUGCUUUACCAGGUUUUUCACAUCGCAGGCCCAAUGCUAGAACAAAGAGAACUGAUUCAGUCGCCACACACAGCACUUUAAUUUCUCGUCGUUUUGCUGAAUGCAGAACUAGAAAGCAAAUGAGAAGCGAUCCCGUUUCUCUGUAUCAAUAUUACAAGAAUGAAUGGGAUUAUUUUAAAGACCAAAUACCAGAGGACAAUAAGCGCUCCUUAGAACGCUGGAAUGUACGUCGUCUUCAUCUGGACCCACAUUAGAAACAUUUUUUUUAAUUAUAAAAACAAUUUUUUCUUUUAAAACAUUUGUUCUUCAUUUUCAAAAGUUU